Messenger RNA from Myxocyprinus asiaticus (Chinese sucker), 5401 nucleotides. RefSeq names its product electrogenic sodium bicarbonate cotransporter 1-like. The record is from RefSeq and is a predicted model, not a curated record. Gene Ontology annotation, biological process: bicarbonate transport; regulation of intracellular pH; monoatomic anion transport. Gene Ontology annotation, molecular function: sodium:bicarbonate symporter activity; solute:inorganic anion antiporter activity; monoatomic anion transmembrane transporter activity. NCBI's taxonomy places the organism in Eukaryota, Metazoa, Chordata, Actinopteri, Cypriniformes, Catostomidae. Bases 532 to 3777 code for a protein of 1081 amino acids. The transcript has 27 exons. Gene Ontology annotation, cellular component: basolateral plasma membrane; plasma membrane.
CACGUAGCGAACAACGUUGCAAUAGUAAAAAUGAAACUUGGGGAUAUAUCUGCACAAGGUGCGCACUACCUGUUUUGAACUGACCGCGAAACGUUCUCCGGAUCCUCUGCCCGAGUAUGCAGCUCAUAUUAGCACACAUUACUGGAUACUACACAGAGUGGUUACUAUGUGUUUACACUCUCAAAAGAGUGUUUUUUCUGUCUCUUUUCCAGUUAAUGAUUCGAAGUUUUCUGCGAAAAAUAGGUGUCACUAUCGUUUGACUCAAGGUAAACGCACUUUUAGCGCAACUCCUUGACCUCCCACUCGUGCUGUGACGUGAUCGCAGCAGCGGCUGGUAAUAUAUGUAACGCGCAUUUUGAAGCGUCAAGUUGUUCUUCUACUGCAGCAGGCACGCGUUAUCUCCUGCCACAUGUGGCGGAGCACAUUAGGAAAAUCAAAGACAGAAAGGACUGAAGUUGUUCCAUUUGAUCACGCUGGACAGGAGUGAAACAAAACCACUGGAAGAAAUUAUAAAGGGUACAACUUCACAUCAUGAGCGCCGGUAAGAGGGUGGAAGAUGAGGCGGUGCUGGACAGAGGGGCAUCGUUACUCAAACACAUGUGUGAUGAGGAGGAAGUUGAAGGUCACCACACCAUAUACAUUGGUGUGCAUGUGCCUAAGAGCUACCGACGACGGAGACGCCAUCGCCGGCACAUCAGCCACAAGGACAGAAAGGAGAAAGUGACCGAGAAUGCUUCGGACAGGUCGGACGCUGAGAACAAUGAAGAGGCCAGCAACAGCAUUCUCAAACCACUCAUCUCACCUGCAGCUGAGCGCAUCCGAUUCAUCCUGGGAGAGGACGAUGAUGGUCCAGCACCUCCUCAGCUCUUCACAGAGCUGGACGAGCUGCUGUCUGUUGAUGGCCAAGAGAUGGAGUGGAAGGAAACUGCCAGGUGGAUCAAGUUCGAAGAGAAGGUGGAAAAAGGUGGAGAGCGAUGGAGUAAACCGCAUGUGGCCACUCUGUCCCUACACAGUCUUUUUGAGCUUAGAACCUGUAUAGAAAAGGGCACCAUCAUGCUGGAUCUAGAGGCCUCCACUCUGCCAGGGGUCGUUGAAAUGAUCACUGACAGUCAGAUUGAGACUGGACUCUUGAAAGCUGACCUAAAAGAUAAGGUCAUGUACACGUUGCUGAGGAAACAUCGUCACCAAACCAAGAAGUCCAAUCUUCGCUCCCUAGCUGACAUCGGCAAGACGGUCUCCAGUGCAAGUAGGCUGUUUUCCACCCCGGAUAAUGGUAGCCCAACCACCGCACAUCGGGACUUGACAUCAAGCAGCCUGAACGAUAUCUCAGACAAGCCAGAAAAAGACCAGCUGAAGAACAAGUUUAUGAAGAAACUACCCAGAGAUGCUGAAGCUUCCAAUGUUCUCGUUGGAGAAGUGGACUUCCUAGACAGUCCUUUUGUGGCCUUCGUGAGGCUGCAGCAGGCUGUUAUGUUGGGGGCGCUGACUGAAGUGCCUGUGCCCACUAGAUUUCUGUUCAUUCUUCUUGGGCCCAAAGGCAAAGCCAAGUCAUAUCAUGAAAUCGGCAGAGCAAUUGCUACCCUGAUGUCUGAUGAGGUCUUCCAUGAAAUUGCAUACAAAGCCAAGGACAGACAAGAUCUCCUUGCUGGCAUUGACGAGUUCUUGGAUGAGGUCAUCGUCCUCCCACCAGGAGAAUGGGACCCUGCCAUCAGAAUAGAGCCUCCCAAAUCCUUGCCAUCUUCAGAUAAAAGAAAGAACAUGUAUGCUGGAGGGGACAGUACACAGAUGAAUGGAGACACGCCUCACAGCGAUGGACACGGGGGUGGGGGCCACGCAGUAGGUGAUGAGCUGAAAAAGACGGGGAGGUUUUGUGGAGGCCUUAUACUUGAUGUCAAAAGAAAAAUCCCCUUCUUCUUCAGCGAUUUCUACGAUGCACUACACAUCCAGUCUUUGUCUGCCAUUCUUUUCAUCUACCUGGGAACAGUAACCAAUGCCAUCACUUUCGGAGGAUUGCUAGGGGACGCCACAGAAAACAUGCAGGGUGUGCUGGAGAGCUUUCUGGGUACAGCGGUGACUGGAGCUGUCUUUUGUCUCCUAGCUGGGCAGCCUUUGACCAUCCUCAGCAGUACAGGGCCAGUGCUUGUGUUUGAAAGGCUUCUCUUCAACUUCAGCAGGGAUAAUGACUUUGACUACCUAGAAUUCCGUCUUUGGAUUGGCCUGUGGUCGGCUUUCUACUGCCUAGUCCUAGUGGCCACUGAUGCUAGCUUCCUGGUGCAGUAUUUCACACGAUUUACAGAAGAAGGAUUCUCUUCUCUCAUCAGCUUCAUCUUCAUCUAUGACGCUUUCAAGAAGAUGCUGAAAUUAGCCCAUUAUUACCCAAUCAACUCGGACUACAAAAUCGAUUAUGUCACGCAAUAUGACUGCAUGUGUAUGGCGCCCCCUGUUGUUAACACUUCAGACGUAUUCAUUGAUCCACUUGAUGAAACAUCAAUCUGGAUUGUAAAUUACACUGAUACACAUUCAAAUACUAGCUGGUCAUCCCUAUCAAAGAAGGAAUGUCUAAAAAAUGGUGGGGAACUCGUGGGCAAUGCCUGCGACUUUGUGCCCGACAUCACCCUCAUUUCUUUCAUCCUUUUCUUUGGCACCUACACCUGCUCCAUGUGUCUGAAGAAAUUCAAGACCAGCCCUUUCUUUCCUACUACUGUGAGGAAGCUCAUAAGUGACUUCGCCAUUAUUCUGGCCAUUUUGAUCUUUUGUGGUGUCGACGCUCUGGUUGGGGUAGAUACACCAAAGCUCAUAGUGCCAAGUGAAUUUAAGCCAACAAGCCCAAACCGUGGUUGGUUUGUGCCACCGUUUGGAGGUAACCCCUGGUGGGUGUACCUGGCAGCAGCUCUGCCUGCUCUGCUGGUCACCAUCCUGCUCUUCAUGGAUCAACAGAUCACCGCUGUCAUUGUCAAUCGCAAGGAGCACAAGCUUAAGAAAGGUGCAGGCUACCAUCUGGACCUGUUCUGGGUAGCUGUUCUGUUAGCAGUGUGCUCUUUUAUGGGUCUGCCCUGGUAUGUAGCUGCUACGGUUAUUUCCAUUGCUCACAUUGACAGCUUGAAGAUGGAGACAGAGACAUCUGCCCCUGGUGAACAGCCCAAAUUUUUGGGUGUCAGGGAACAGAGAGUCACUGGUGUCAUGGUCUUCAUUCUCACUGGUCUGUCAGUCUUCAUGUCUCCUAUCCUCAAGUUCAUACCCAUGCCGGUGCUGUAUGGAGUGUUCCUCUACAUGGGAGUUGCCUCACUUAAUGGAGUACAGUUCAUGGACCGGCUGAAGCUGCUACUCAUGCCUGCCAAACACCAGCCAGACCUGGUCUACCUGCGACAUGUUCCACUGAGGAAGGUUCAUCUCUUCACUUUCGUCCAGCUGCUCUGCCUAGCGCUUCUCUGGCUCCUCAAAUCCACUGUGGCGGCCAUCAUCUUCCCUGUCAUGAUCUUGGCUCUGGUUGCUGUGAGGAAGGCAUUGGACUAUGUCUUCUCUCAGCAUGACCUCAGCUUCCUGGAUGAUGUGAUACCUGAGAAGGAGAAGAAAAAGAAAGAGGAUGAGAAGAAAAAGAAAAAGAAGAAACAAGGGAGCAUAGAGAGUGACGUGGAAGAUUCUGAUUACCCUUUCAAUGAAAACGUCCCCAGCAUUAAAAUCCAAAUGGACAUGAUGGAGCAGGAGCCUUUUUUAGGAGAUAAGGCCUCCGACAGAGAAAAGUCCCCUUCCUUCCUUGACCGAUAUACAUCAUGCUGAAAAGCAGCACUACUUUCAGACCAGCCCAAUGUCAAGUUCAGAGAGAGUGCCAUUAAAUGUGCCUCAGAUUCAAAUACAUAUGGACCCAGACGACAACAAUGGCUACUACUGGAGGAGUCGAGGGUCUGAGACGUCCAUAUAACUCCUCCUCGUGCACUUGUUCGCCAAUCUGCAACAGAUAUUAUUAAGCUCUUUGAUCACACUACGUUCUUCCAAUUUGCAGAAAGCCAUUUGCCAAGGGAUAUUUUUGAAAACUGUUCCCCAUCACGGAUACUUUCUGUGAAAAGUAAAGAACGGCUUGAGAAAUGCUUAUCUUCCAUUUAAUCACUAUGGUUCACAGGUUAUAAUUCCUAAACUACUAUGCAAGUCAGUUCAUUGUAUCACAUGAACUGAGCUGUAGAAAAAUGCUGUUGCUUUUUUCCUCAAAGGUGAAAGGACUAUGCCCUUUAUUAUUAUAUCCAAUAUUCCCUCCAUUAUUUCUACCAAUUUCACAUAACAUGUCAAUGUUUUCCAUGUUCUUUAUGCUGCUCUACCUCUGUUUUACAUUGUAGGCAUUAUGUAAAAUACAGACUUAAUACUUUUUAUUAUUAUUUGCACAGCAUGAGAUUUUAAUGUUGAUCUUUUUUUAGUGUACAUCUUGAACAAACUUUAAAAGAAAUUACUUAUGAGAGAACACCUGUGAAAUAGUAUAUUAUAAUAUUUAGCUGUUGAUUAACAUUUGAAUGAUAUUUAAUGUUAUUGAUCUUGAUCCUGCUGUUUUUCAUAAUUUAAUAUAAAUUGGUAUUACAUUUAAUUUCUGUCCUUUAACAAACUAAAUGUAUGCCCAAUUAUCAAAAAAAAAAAAAAAAAAAAAAAAAAUCUAAACAUAAUAAUUUUGAGUUACAAGUGUUAUUUGGCAUUUGCUUCUGUAUUUAAACCAUGAAAACCUGCAAGUCUACAUGUAUAAACCUACAUGCACCCCAGGGUCUGCUUGUCCUGCAAAUGAUUUACCUAAGUGGCUUAAACCUGAAUUGCAAUAAUACAUGAAGUUCUUUUAAAUUCUAGUUAUUGUCUCAUGUAAUUCAGAUUACGUGCAUUAUUUAAGUGAUCAUUAUUGUCUAGUCAUUGAAGUCUAGUUGUUGAUUGAAUGUCAUACUGCAAGUUUUGUCUUUUGUAGAAAUGAGUGUCACAAAAUGUCAUCAGUGUGAUAAAUGCACGGAGAGGGAAAAGUUUCAUACAGUUCUCCAGAUAUAGCAGAUGUAGCGUGCAUGCUGUAAACAUCCUUUAUACCCUAAAGAACACAAUUUUCCAUGUUGAUUCCUACUAAUUUGUCACCAUUCGUUCACCAUCUCAUAAUUUUUCAACAACAACAAAACUGACAGAUCUGUACAGGAUUUUCAAAUUCAACUUCUUUUAACCUUGUAUGUAUAAGAUUUAAUUUGUAAUUUAUAUUUUUGGGGGUACCUAUGAAAUAUAUUGUGAAAGCAUGUCUGGGAAAAUUCUUGAACAUUUGAACAAUGCUAAUGUAGAGUGUGUAACACUGAUACAUUUUUAAUCAGGUUUUGUGACUGAACAAAACACAGCUGAAAUUAUUUUAGAAUUUAUAUUUUUCAAAGGAAAUGAAUAUUAAAAAUGAACAGAAUGU